AUGAAAAAGGUUUAUUUUAAAAUACACUUGGGUGGUCUUGUCUUGGGGGUAAUGGAGCCCAAUUACAUUGCAAUCUUUGAUAAUACUUUGAAUGCAACCUACAUAUAUGUGUCGGACAGUGUCUUUGAUGUCCUGGGCUUUACACCAGAAGAGAUGCUAGGAAAAGGAGGCUACAGCCUUAUCCAUCCCGAUGAACUCGAUUCAGCCCAUCUGAUCCAUCGAGCGAAUGUGAUGAAUGAACGCAUGUCAGUCAUGCUCACCUAUCGCACUCUCCACAAAAGCGGCGAAUAUGUUGAGAUUGAUACGGUCGUGAAUUACUGUACCGAUGUCGUCGUCUGCACUAAUUUCUUACAUGGCAACAGAACAACAGUCCAACACAAGAUCCGAGCUAGUUCUGUUGACGAAUGGUUUGUGAUUUCCCCAGACGGAUCGGUACAUUUGGUCGGAUCAUGGCAGGACAAUCAGGCUCGAUUAAACAAGGUUUUGACGGUUGGGAAUCAGUGGAUCAAGAAUCGAGUAGCCCAUCAACAGGAACAGCGAUUCUCCAUGAUCCUGAACAAGUUUACCGAUGCGCUCGACAUUGUCUUUAUUUCACGUCUUGCAGAACCACUAGUGGGAGCUCCGGCUCGUCUAACUGUCGGGCAGUCUCUGUAUAUGUUUGUCAAGGAGUCUGACUUGGAAUCCGUAGAAGUACAGAUCAACCUGGCAAAAUCGAACAGCAGAAUUGUCCGUCUACGGUUUGAAUGGAUCGUUGAUCGGAUUCGGGGGGUGACGGCAACAGUAGAAGCUGUAGUAAGCUGCACCAAUGAUGGCCUUGUGAUGGUCGUACGACUGGCACCUUUAGUAUCAGUAGAAGAUUCUUUUAUUAAACAACAGCAAAAAGAGUUACAAGCGUAAUGUCUUUUUUCUUUAUAUAUAUAUAUAUAUCUUAUAUUUUAUAUUUCAUUUUACUUUAAUAAUAACACAGAAAUACAAACACAGGCACAGGUACAGAUAUAUAAGUAUAAGUAUAAAUAUAAAUAUUAAGAGAAUGAAAUAAAGAGGCCUAGAUAUAGAACC
Phycomyces blakesleeanus NRRL 1555(-) is the source of this 1059-nucleotide messenger RNA. RefSeq lists its product as hypothetical. Gene Ontology annotation, molecular function: protein binding. The transcript is spliced from 2 exons. The coding region runs from base 1 to 897 and encodes 298 amino acids. Lineage: Eukaryota; Fungi; Mucoromycota; Mucoromycetes; Mucorales; Phycomycetaceae. The record is from RefSeq and is a predicted model, not a curated record.